Molecule: messenger RNA, 1671 nt
Organism: Cryptotermes secundus
Lineage: Eukaryota; Metazoa; Arthropoda; Insecta; Blattodea; Kalotermitidae
Exons: 3
Coding region: 125-712 (195 amino acids)
Source: RefSeq, a predicted model, not a curated record
CUUUGAGAAAAUGAGAGCUGACAGCUUGGGACAGCGAUAACUUAGAAGUGGGACGGCCGGAGCCUCACACCCUGACUGUAAUACAUCAAGGGACUGUCAUCCCUAGCGUCAGGAUCCCGAUGUGAUGAAUGCGCCAUUGCCUGUGUUCCACCGCCCUCCCUCCGCUGAGCGUGAUGCCACCAUCAUGCGUCCUCCUGCACAUGAGAACUCAUGCUUGCAAGUGCAGCGAGCUGCUGAUUAUCUGGUGCCCCUACCAGGGCCUGGUGCCCCUGAACUGCCCUCAUCUCCCUCCACAAGUAGUGUGGACAAGUUGUUGGCUGUUAACUCAACGUCAGACUGGGAGACGAGCUUUGUACUACCAGAGUCCAGGUCCACACAGCCACUGCUGGAGGAGGAAUCAUCCAGCAGUAGCAACAGCUCUGGCAGCACAGACAAACCAGCAACAGUUGGCAGUCUGGUGAGUCUGGAAAAGGUAUCACCCAACAUCCAUAAUAAUAAUAAUAACAACAACAACAACCCUCAGUGCAACAGCCUAAAGGCUACUUUGUCGAUGGAUCCUGCAGCCCUGGCUAAACAGCCCCUCCCAUAUGUUAAUGUGAACAUGACGCCUUCCCACAUUGUGGAGACCGAGGUCGAGUCCCAGGGGCGUCCAUUCACAGUUCAGGCAGCAGUCAGCAGAAAUCUUCUUUCGGAAAAUGAGAUUUCAUGCUGAAGUGUGACAGAUACUAAUUGAAACUUGGUGUGAAUAUCAUGCUGCUGCAGGCUUCCCAGUCACCAUAUGGUUCAUCAACAGUGCUAACGUGGAAUCCCUGCAAACACAUGAAGUGGGAAUAACAGUAGCGCCAUUCAAAGCAGGGUCUUGACAAUUUUAUGGUGAUAGAUAUGUGAAAUAAUGUAACUUUUAUAAGCAUCAUUUUUUUUAUAAAAGUUGAAUAAGACAACAUGGCGACUGCUUGAAAUGUGUUGGUGUGGUAAUGAUAGUUGUAACUUGACACGUGACAUCCUUCAGAACCUGAGUGCUUUUAAAACUCACAUGGUCCUACAGACCACACUGUCUCCGUCUCAGACAUUCCCCCAGGACAAGAUGUCGCCAUGUGCAUUCCAAAACUGAAACUUUCCUAUUUUUUGAUAGCAGGAGGAAUAUGUUUUUACUUCAUGUGUGAAGUAACUGAAGUACAAGAAAGCUUUAAUACAAAAGACUGUAGCUGUGUGGCUUCACAGAUAAUUGGUUUUGAUAAUCUUGUUUUUAUGUGUUUAGGAGGAGAUAAGUUUUAUCACUAAAGCUGGUUAGUAUAUGUCCAAAGUUCUUUCUUAAAGAUGUUUUUGUUAUUUUCAGAAAAGGUAGAAGAUACAGUGCUUUAGGUUUCCAAUGUUCUUUUAGAUGCUUUACAGUUUGUGUGAUCAUACAGCUGAGUGUGGCCAGGUUCUGUCCCUGAUGGAAGUGUAGCUCUUGAUGUGGUCACACCACAUGACUAUAUAAUGUAGGCAGUGCCUGUUCCAGUUUCUGUACAGGACAGGUAACCUGAAUGCACUCUUCCAUGUGCAACUAAGCAAGGCUUGCUUGUUGGUUGUUUAUACUGUCAUCUAAAAGUCUGAAGAUUAAAAUGUAUCUUGUAAGAUAUGAGGUUUUCAUGGUGGUGACCAUGAAGAAUGCCAUCUUCUGGGAUGUGG